GAGCUGCGCCGGGCCGCGAGUCUCUGCUCACUCGGGGCACCCGCAACAAGUGGCCGCUGCGCCCUCCCCGGGGAAGCCGCGGGCGCGCAGGGGCGCCGGGAGGAGGCGGCCGAGCCGGGGAGCCCCGGCCGCCCGCGCGGCUCAGCCCCACCGCAGAGGGAUCGGGGCGGGCGGAUGGGGACCCGGCGGCGGCGGCGCGGCGAGCCUCUAGGCGGCCCCGGGGCGCGGGCUCUCCGCCGCGCUGCGCCCGCUGGCCCGGAACGCGGAUUCUAAGAGCGGCGGCUGCCCCCGGCCCCACCCGGAGCCAUCGGGGGUGCCAGGCGGGGACGGAGCGCCCCCUCCCACCGGAGUGCAGGGGCCGCCCCCGGUCGGAGCCCGGCCCCGGAGCGUGGGGUAUGCGCAGCUAACGGUCCCGUCGGGCGGGCUUUCCUCUGGUGGAGCGCGCAGGCGGUGCGCCCCAGCUAUGGAGUGUCCGGGGAGACGACGGGCAUGACGGCGGCAGGAUGGGCGCGAACAAUGGCAAACAGUACGGCAGUGAGGGCAAAGGCAGCUCAAGCAUCUCAUCCGACGUGAGUUCAAGUACAGAUCACACGCCGACCCAAGCCCAGAAGAAUGUGGCUACCAGUGAAGACUCCGACCUGAGCAUGCGCACACUGAGCACGCCCAGCCCAGCCCUGAUAUGUCCGCCGAACCUGCCCGGAUUUCAGAAUGGAAGGGGCUCGUCCACCUCCUCGUCGUCCAUCACCGGGGAGACGGUGGCCAUGGUCCACUCGCCGCCCCCGACCCGCCUCACCCACCCGCUCAUCCGGCUGGCCUCCAGACCGCAGAAGGAGCAGGCCAGCAUCGAGCGCCUCCCGGACCAGUCCAUGGUGCAGAUCUUCUCCUUCCUGCCCACCAACCAGCUGUGCCGCUGCGCCCGCGUGUGCCGCCGCUGGUACAACCUGGCCUGGGACCCGCGGCUCUGGAGGACUAUCCGCCUGACGGGCGAGACCAUCAACGUGGACCGCGCCCUCAAGGUGCUGACCCGCAGACUCUGUCAGGACACGCCCAACGUCUGUCUCAUGCUGGAAACCGUAACUGUCAGUGGCUGCAGGCGGCUCACGGACCGAGGGCUUUACACCAUUGCCCAGUGCUGCCCCGAACUGAGGCGACUGGAGGUCUCGGGCUGUUACAAUAUCUCCAACGAGGCGGUCUUCGACGUGGUGUCCCUCUGCCCCAACCUGGAGCACCUGGACGUGUCAGAUUUCCAUCCGAUACCUGGACAUGACGGACUGCUUCGUGCUGGAGGACGAAGGGCUGCACACGAUCGCGGCGCACUGCACGCAGCUGACCCACCUGUACCUGCGCCGCUGCGUGCGCCUCACCGACGAGGGCCUGCGCUAUCUGAUGAUCUACUGCACCUCCAUCAAGGAGCUGAGCGUCAGCGACUGCCGCUUUGUCAGCGACUUCGGCCUGCGGGAGAUCGCCAAGCUGGAGGCGCGCCUGCGGUACCUCAGCAUCGCCCACUGCGGCCGGGUCACCGACGUGGGCAUCCGCUACGUGGCCAAGUACUGCAGCAAGCUGCGCUACCUCAACGCGAGGGGCUGCGAGGGCAUCACGGACCACGGCGUGGAGUACCUCGCCAAGAACUGCACCAAACUCAAGUCCCUGGACAUCGGCAAGUGCCCGCUGGUCUCCGACACGGGCCUCGAGUGCCUGGCCCUGAACUGCUUCAACCUCAAGCGGCUCAGCCUCAAGUCCUGCGAGAGCAUCACGGGCCAGGGCCUGCAGAUCGUGGCAGCCAACUGCUUCGACCUCCAGAUGCUCAACGUGCAGGACUGCGAGGUGUCCGUGGAGGCCCUGCGGUUCGUGAAGCGCCACUGCAAGCGCUGCGUCAUCGAGCACACCAACCCCGCCUUCUUCUGAAGGGGCCGCUCGGGCCGCCGCGCUGCACAGCCGCACGCGGACACGGCGGCGCGAUUCCUAAAAGCAGCAUCUGUAAGCGCCGACGCCCGCUCACCCGUAGCAGCCCUUGCUUCCUGGGAGGUUCUUAGGGAUCUGGCUUUUCUUUUUCCUUAGUGCUCGUGGGCAACAGGGGUCAAGGAAAGGAAGGGAGAGCGGGGGGAGGGCGGGGAGGUGGUGCAAGUUGCUGUGCCGGUAAACUGGUUUUUUGGGUCAGGUCAUCUGUAGGCAGUUUCUCUUUUCCCCAAAGAGGUACCUCAGAAAGCCGAUGGCAGUGUGUUUAAGAACGCCUCUUUCUCUGUCUCUGUGCUCCUGGCGGCAUCCCAGGCUUAUGCGCGCGCACACACCCUGUCCCAACCGCUCCCCCGUAGCCCCUCCCUGGCCACCAGCAACCACACAUCCAGGAUAAUGAUGCUCCCCAGACCUCCUCCUUUUUAAACCGCUUGAGUGGCCUAAGCCGCACUCGGCAAUCCCGCGCCCAAACAAAUUCUUAUUAAAUAAAUGUCCUAGCACGUGGUAUAUACAAAGCACUUCCAACCCUUUUCUAAAGAUUCACUUCGGGCAAGCAGCACUGUGCAGGAGGAGACCUGCAUUCUCCCCUCCCCGCCCCCAGCUCUGCCACAGACAUAGCUGUGUGACCUUGGGCAAGUCACUUGACAUCUCUGGGCUUCGGCUUCCCGCACUGAAUCAGAGGCCAUUCAGCUCGAUGAUCCGCUUCAUACCCAUUUAAGAAUUGAGAGGACAGAGAUUGUCCGUAAGGAGCAGCACCUUGGCCUACAGCAUAUGAGGCAUCUAUCUCUCCCAAGAGUAUUGGUUUUGUGGGUGCUUUCAGGAGAUUGGGAAGUGCCAGCAUGAAUGUCCCACAUGUCCUUCAACUCUGAUCUGAAUGUCACCCCAACCCUGUUUCUUUUUGGUGCGUGAGUCCUUCGGGCACCUACUCCUGCCCCACUAGGUGGAUGAUUCCUGUGACAGGCGCUUCCUGCACCACCCGACCCCACACCAUCUUACAGAGGCAGUGGAUUUCCCACUCAGAGCACAGCCCACCGCCCCAGUCAAGUGGAUCUUGCUGAGUGUUUUCAGAUAGGAAGAAAGGCCCUCAAAAGUUUUCAUUAACCGGGGAGGCCCAAGAUAGCACAUGUCUUCGAAGGGUGUGCUGUCCUUUCUUAGUGCACAUGUGGUAUGUAGCAGACACAUCUACAUCUGCCCUGCAGCUGGCAGGGGCAGACGUGUUGGUUCUUCUUCAUUCGGAUCACAUUUCCACUUUUCUCAUCUAUUUAUUUCUCUGUGCAGCCAGACUCCAUCGCGUGAAGCCUGUUGGGCUUAAGUCCUAAGUGAUUAGCGGCGCAGAUUGCCACCUCGUGUGCCUUCUCCCAUGGCUAUCUGCAUGUUCUCUGUCAGAGAGCACACAGCAGACUUUCAGGUGUUUAAAGACCAUUCACUCAAAAAUGUCAGGCAAAUGGAAGAAGGAGCACAUUGAUCACACUGAAGCGCUGGCCCGCUAACCAGGCCCUUGGAAUAGAACAUUAAAAUCCUUGCCAAGUAUGCAUUUUAAAUGGCCCUGUUUGGAUGGGAAUCCAUUUGCUAGCCUCACUUGCAUGAAAUCGGGAUGCCAGAAGAAAGUCCACUGCUCAUUUUCAUGAAAUUGAUUUGCCUUUUAUUAAUAAACACAUGACUUUUCCCACAUUGUUCUCUGGCCACACCUCUCCUUCAUCGCUCUUCAGUCAUCCACUGCUUUCUCAAAGGGUCCACCCAUCCAAACCCAGAACCUCUGUAUCUCCAAGCCAAGUAGGUGGAAUUGGUUGCAGAUCAAGCUCACACACAACUCGACAACUGCACUCCCACUGUAGGCUCCCUGCAUUUCUUUGUCUUAUGUCGGGAAGGAGGAGAUAGAGGGAGGUGGCCUUUGCCCAGGAGGUUUCUUUUCUUGCAUCAUAUGACCUAUGACCUCCUCCCCAGUCAACAUCGUCAACAAUUUAGUGCGCAAUCAUGACCUGUGUGCCACGGGGAAAAUGAAUUGCUUGGCUGGGGAGAGUGUCUAGUGAUAGUCACAGUGUUUAGAGCCAUGAAAGAGGCUGAAGGUAGCAUUCCCAUGCUCUGUGCCUUGUGACCACGUCUAACAUUUCAGGAGUUGAGAGUCACAAGGAUUGUCCCUAACCCUUGGCACCGGGGUCUUCCAAGUGUUUAAUUUUCAUACUUCCGUAAUGAGAAGAGAGAUCCAAAAUGGCGCCCUGAACCAGAGAAGGGGUGUCCCAUUACAAAUACCUUUAUCACCACCACUGGACCACAUCGCCUAAACUGUCUCCCACACAUGAGGCAAAGCUGACUUUCACACUCAUUGCCCAGCACAUGCUGCCUCUCCCAGUCUCUCCCUUUGCCCCAGUCUUCUCUUCAGCCACUCCGCUCACCCCUCUUGGGAUAUGAAUCCAUGGCGGCAGUCACUGGGGAAACAGCUCAGCAGAUUUUUAGAGACCAAGCAAAAGGCCUCACUAGGAAAUUUAUGUUUUAAAACAUUGCUUCCUUCCUGCCUCUGCGAAAUUGAAUGCUCAUUGUUUGUUUGUUUUUUUAUUUCUAAUGAUCAAUCACUGCGUGCUGUAUGACUCUAGAAAGCCUUAAUUUACUACCACCAAGAAAUAAAGCAAUAUGUUGGU
Molecule: messenger RNA, 4589 nt
Organism: Zalophus californianus (California sea lion)
Lineage: Eukaryota; Metazoa; Chordata; Mammalia; Carnivora; Otariidae
Gene: FBXL7
Product: F-box and leucine rich repeat protein 7
Exons: 4
Coding region: 504-2033 (509 amino acids)
Biological process (GO): positive regulation of protein ubiquitination; SCF-dependent proteasomal ubiquitin-dependent protein catabolic process
Cellular component (GO): SCF ubiquitin ligase complex
Molecular function (GO): protein binding
Source: RefSeq, a predicted model, not a curated record